AUGGCCAGCUGCGCCAGACGGAAAGUCGCCGCCAGGUUACGUGUUAGCUUGGCCAUCAUUUUCUUCCUUGGAGCGCACCUUGCAGAGGACGUGCAAGCGAGUGAAGAUGAGUUACCGGUCGUCAGUUACAUCAAUCGUGAAGCAGCGGGAAAGAAAAUUCUACCUAAUUUCGCCUCGGUACAGCUCGAGGAAAGUGUUCCGGAACAGUACCGUGCUGCAGCAACUCGAUUCGCCCGACUGUGGAAGGAGCAUGUAACCGGAAUCAAAGGCUAUGAUAUAGUUAAAGAUGUGCCAUUCACGCUGAUAGUACCGGACAAAAUAGACGAGACAGCUUUCGGUGGAAAUGAACCAAAAAUACGAGAAUUCUUGCUUGAACAUGUAGUUCCUGGUGCACUAGUUGAGGUGAAAGAUCAAAACACUUACCUUAAUCUGAACCAGCACCCUGUGCAUGUGAAUCUGUCCUGCUUUGACAUGCUGAUGACGUAUGAAAUUAAUCAAAGCGCUAAAGUUCUCACCAAGCGCAACAUUACGGAGCAUCUUAGCUUGGUGUUCAUUGUUGGAAACUUGACCGAAUCGGGCAUUCAAAGUUCAUCCACCAAUAAAUUCAACAAACGGAACAUUCAAGAAACGAACCGCUACAAUGAGCCGCAAAGGUUGGAAAUGAAAAAUGCCACCAAAGAACUUGCAUCAAGCAAAGAAAACAAAAUUGGACAACAUUUGAUGAAUUUCUUGAGCGGCAUGAAAUCGGGAACCAAAGUCUUUCAGCACUUUUUUUCCAGCUCCAAUCUGAGCAACCUGAUGGAUGACAGCUCGUACAUGGUAUUCAUACCAUCGGAUACUGCUUUCCAACGGUGGCACCCAAUCGACUGGGGCUUUUAUCCCUUCAGCGUACAAGAGUUUACUGAAAUGGUGCUACGCAAUCACUUCGUUCGUACCAAGCAUCCGUUCCGCAUGGCCGAUCUGCGGACGAUCCAUGCAGAUCAACGAUAUAAAACACUUGGCGGAGAAUACAUUGUACUUAAAAACAAACCAACUCCUAACGUCAACAAUGUUACCAUUUUAUCCGACUAUACCCUCUCGAAUGGUAUCGAGGUCUACAUACUAUCUGAGGUGCUCUUCGUUUCGGAAGCAGUCGUUUCACGCUUGCAUCAGAUGCACAAGGAUAAGGAAACACCACCGCUGUUGGCUUUCCCUUGGUUUGGCGCUCAAUUUCUGUCGCACUCAUUUCUCGCCCUAGAGCGUGACACGAGGUUCACACAAAUUACCCGUUUUCUGAAUACGGCUGAAAUUGCACAGUUCAUUUCUGGCUCUAAUUACACCUUUUUUGUCCCAACUGAUGAAGCGUUCGAGCGGUAUAGUUUUGACUUACUGCCGGACAGUGUGCUCGCCUCAGAAAAAGGUAUCAAAAUGUUGCUUAACCAUUUCAUUCGGGGCAGACUGUACGAUCGUGAUCUAAAAGAUGGUGAGCUGAUCGACACAAUCGGUGGCAUGCCGGUGAAAAUACAGCGAUCGUUCGAAAACACCGUUCGGGUCAAUAGUGCCCGUAUCGUAGAGUCCGAAGUGUUUGUCUACAACCUUGGUACCAUGUUCUACAUCGACGACGUGCUUUAUCACGAUUUGUUGAAGGAUGAAGUGAAGGCGAUCACAGAUCUGAAGAAUGUGGAUAGGAAUGUUCCGGACAGCAUUGGUGGUAACGAUGCUUAUACAACGGAACAAAAUCCACCUGUGACCGAACGAUCGACAUCCACCACCUUCCGAUCGUCGCUGUACGGACUGCUCACGACGAACGCGGAUGUCGAGCUAGUUCCGCUGGAAGUUACCGAAUCGAGUAAAAGGAACAGUGACGAAGACAGCUCUCAGUUUCAGGACGAUGAAAUCAUUACACCUAAAGCCCUACCUUUGAGAUACUUCUACAACCCCAAGAAGUAAAUACUCAUAUCAUACAUUUUUCCCAUUU
Messenger RNA from Anopheles maculipalpis, 1957 nucleotides. RefSeq lists its product as uncharacterized. Bases 1 to 1929 code for a protein of 642 amino acids. Lineage: Eukaryota; Metazoa; Arthropoda; Insecta; Diptera; Culicidae. Gene Ontology annotation, biological process: cell adhesion; extracellular matrix organization. Gene Ontology annotation, molecular function: cell adhesion molecule binding. Gene Ontology annotation, cellular component: extracellular matrix. The transcript has 5 exons. The record is from RefSeq and is a predicted model, not a curated record.